AUGGCCGCGGCGCUCAUCAUUACCACUGUACGACUGAUGACGGAGCAGCCGCCGGACGCCGAUACCGGCGACGACGGUAGUGGCGGCGUGCGGCUCGUCGCUACAGCUGCGGCCGCCGCCAACAGCAGCGGCUGGGCCCUUCUGGUCCGCGGCGGCGGAUGGCACUCUGGAACAGAGCUGGUGACGCAUCAUGGUUUCGGAGGUGCCAUGGUGGGUGUGAUGGACAUCGUGUUUUCUUUUAGCGGCCAAGAGAACUGGAUGCGGUUCCUCACGGGAAUGGCGGACAGUACGCAAUUCACGGCGUCCGUGGCGCUCUCUACCGCCGUACUGACGCCGCUGCUGGCAUUAGUGGGCGCCGCGGGCUACGCGGCGCGUGGCAACGAUCUGGAUCCCUCGCGCCCCAUCACCAGCGAGCUGCGGCCCGGUGGUUGGUCGUUGGUGGUUAAUGGCUGCGUUUUGGUUUCGGUGCUCAUAUCCUACCAAAUUAACCUCAACGUGUGGGCCCGCCUGGUGCUGGGGCUGUGCGGACCCAGGUCUGUGCGCGAGCAACUGAGCGGUGGCGGCGGCGGCGGCGGCGGCGGGGAGAGUGAUAGCGGCGGCGAGGAGAAGCACGAGGAGCAUGGUUGGUAUGGCGCAGGCGAAGGCGCAGGUGGCAGCAGUGCGGCAGUCACGCAUGAGGCGCCACAACGGGGUGACGACGGCGCCGACGUGGCGGCGGCACCGGUGGCGGAGGGGAUUGCGGCGGCGGAGGGGUUAGUGGUAGUGCAAUUGCCGGCCCCGCCGCCAGCAGCGGCGGCGGCAGCGACGGCUGCUGCUGCACCCGUGCAGCCGCUGAGCCACCCUUCCGAGGACCUGGAGGCGACGGCACCAAGCGCCGGCGACAUCGCCAUCGCAGCGGCCGCAGCCGCCUCCGACGCCACCGCAGCGUUAAUGGUUAAGGGUACACAUGGGAAGCUGGCAGAAGCGGCGGAGGCGGAGGCGGGAGCACACCGGGAUAUCACCGGCAUCGGCAUUGGCGGCGAUGACGACGAGCUCUCUCAACCUCUGCUGUACGGCACCCACGGUACGGCAGCUUACCGCCACUACCUGGAGGAGCGCUGGCGCCGCCGCCGACUGGAGCGCCGUGCGGGCGGCGGCCGCGGUGCAGCGCCGCCGUUGCCACAGGGUUCCCAACGGCUGCUGUGGCUGUUGCUGACUUGCUGCGGCGGCUGCUUCGGAUACGUGGCGGCAUUUCUUUUGCCGUACUUCUCCGAGGUGGUGGCGGUCAUUGCGUCUGUGGGCGACAUGGCGCUGAUGCUGGGGCUGCCCUGCUUAUGCGCGUUGCAGCUGCUGCGGCUGAGCCGAGGCGAGCGGAUGCUGUGCUGGUUCUUGACGGGGUUGGCUGUGGUGCUGUCGGUUUUUGGGGCGGUGCUGUCUAUUGAGCGGCUCGUGGAUAAGGUCCAUGGUAGCAGGUAG
This is a messenger RNA of Volvox carteri f. nagariensis, 1455 nucleotides long. RefSeq lists its product as uncharacterized. NCBI's taxonomy places the organism in Eukaryota, Viridiplantae, Chlorophyta, Chlorophyceae, Chlamydomonadales, Volvocaceae. Bases 1 to 1455 code for a protein of 484 amino acids. The record is from RefSeq and is a predicted model, not a curated record. The transcript has 3 exons.